Messenger RNA from Manihot esculenta (cassava), 2583 nucleotides. RefSeq names its product lectin-domain containing receptor kinase VI.3. Gene Ontology annotation, cellular component: plasma membrane. The record is from RefSeq and is a predicted model, not a curated record. Gene Ontology annotation, biological process: protein phosphorylation. Lineage: Eukaryota; Viridiplantae; Streptophyta; Magnoliopsida; Malpighiales; Euphorbiaceae. Gene Ontology annotation, molecular function: carbohydrate binding; ATP binding; protein kinase activity. Bases 249 to 2261 code for a protein of 670 amino acids. The transcript has a single exon.
CAGUCACAUUCUCUCCCCCAACUCCUUUGAGCCAUGCAUGUCCACAUAACUCCUUCAUGUCCACAUAACUCCUUCACCUACACUGCAUCUCUAUUCUCUAGACUUUGAAAAGUUCAAGUCUUUCAUUCUUAUCACCGAUCUUCUUUUCUUGGGUAUUCAUUUUUGUUUAUAUAUACCCAUCGUCUUUUUGUUCCUUCUUCCAAUUCCACAGCAAAAGAAGAACAAUCCCUCGUGGCCUUUUUAUCCACAUGAACUCUUUAGCUUUGCUCGUCUUCUUCUUUUCUGUUAUUAUCGAUCAAGCUCAGUCUGAACACUUCUUGUUUGAGGGAUUCAGUGGAAGUGAUGAAAAGGGUAGGCUUUUUCCUGAGGGAGCUUCCAUUUUAAAGCCUAAUGGCGCCUUGAGGCUCACUAACAAAACCAGAAACGCCAUAGGACAUGCGUUCUAUUCCAAAGCAAUACAAAUGUUUAAUACAACAUCGCCAAAUUCCACUUCUUUCAGCUCGUACUUCGUCUUCUCAAUUGUCCCUCCAGCCUCAGGUCAAGGUGGUUUCGGCCUAGCUUUCACGAUCGCUCCUUCCUACCAGAUCGCAGGAGCUAAGCCUGGCCACUACCUUGGUCUCUUCAAUGAGUCGAAUAAUGGCAAAGAAUCAAACCAUAUUGUCGCAGUUGAAUUCGAUACUGUCAGAGGUUACAAUGAGGUAUCAGACAGAAAUGGAAACCAUGUCGGAAUCAACAUUAACAGCAUGGAUUCCAACACAUCGAAGCCAGCUGGUUACAUUAUCGACGACCCAUUAAAAGUACUCGAUCUAGACAUGCAUAACAGUGAUCCAAUUCAAGCCUGGGUAGAAUAUGAUGGUACGAGAAAAGUUAUGAAUGUUUCAGUAAGUCCCAUGUGGGAAUCGAAACCAAUGGAGCCACUCCUUCAACUUCAUGUUGAUCUAACACAAAUUGUGAAGGAGUUUAUGUAUGUCGGAUUUUCUGCUGCUACAGGGGACACAGCAAGCUCUCAUUACAUCCUAGGAUGGAGUUUUUCCACGACCGGAGCAGCCCCUUUAUUGAAUCUCUCUCGACUACCUAUGCCUCCAGUGGACAAAGAAUCAUCGUCUUUCCAAUUCUCAGUGAUUGCUCUUAUCGUCUCUUUGAGCGUCUUGAUUGUUAUCUUGUCUGGGAUACUGAUCUUUCUCACGGUUCACAAAAGAAUGGGAAGAUUUGAGAGUCUGGAAGAUUGGGAAUUGGAGUGUCCACACAGGUUUCGUUAUUGUGAUCUUUAUACAGCAACUAAAGGUUUUAAAGACAGCGAGAUCAUCGGAGCUGGAGGGUUCGGUAUAGUUUACAAAGCUGUAAUGCCUAGUACUGGAAAUGAAGUUGCUGUUAAGAAGAUCAGUCGUAAUAAUCCGUUUCAAGGGUUGAAAGAAUUUAUAGCAGAGAUUGAAAGCUUGGGACGAUUGAGGCAUAAGAACUUGGUCAAUCUUCAAGGAUGGUGCAAAAAGAAAAAUGAUCUCCUUCUAAUCUAUGACUACAUUCCAAAUGGAAGCCUCGAUUCUCUCCUCUUCCAUUCUAAAAACUCCUUGAGCUGGGAACAGAGAUUAAAUAUUGUUAAAGGCAUCGCCUCAGGUCUGUUGUAUCUGCAUGAAGAAUGGGAACAAGUGGUGAUUCACAGAGACGUCAAAUCUAGCAAUGUCCUUAUAGAUGCAGAAAUGAACGGCCGAUUGGGAGACUUUGGUCUAGCAAGGCUAUAUGAUCAUGGCAUAAAUUCGCACACCACAAAUGUCGUCGGAACUAUAGGUUACAUUGCGCCGGAACUUGCACGAACAGGGAGGGCCUCUACAAGCUCAGAUGUGUUUGCAUAUGGGGUUCUACUUCUUGAAGUGGCUACAGGAAGGAGGCCUAUUGAAUCAGGGCAGUUUAUAUUGGUAGAUUGGGUAGUGGAAUGCCAACAAAUAGGAAGAAUUCUUGAGACAGUAGAUCCAAAGUUGGAAUCGAGAUAUGUAGAAGAAGAGAUGAAGUUGAUUUUGGAAUUGGGUCUUCUUUGUUCUCAUCAGAACGCAGAAUCGAGGCCUACAAUGAGACAAGUUAGGAGGUAUCUUGAUGGAGACGAGAAGCUUCCUGUAAUGGAGGAAAUGGGUUCAAAUGAUUCUAGUCGGCUGAGUGAAAUCAAUGGGAGAUUGAUGCAACUGAGUUGCAUAGAAAUGACAAGCACAUCUUAUCAUUCAUCUUCUGUUGGAUUCAUGUCCACAAAUUCAAUAGAUGACGGAAGAUAGUAGCUCUUAGAUGUUACUGCUUUGUACUUUUAUUAUUAUUCUGGUAAAAGAUGAGUAGAAGCUGAGAAAAAACUGCACAACACCUAGGUAGUUCUAUUGAUUGGGACAGUUAUGUCCUACUGCAGCCUAAUUGGGACAUUUAACUACAUUUUAAUUAAUUAAUUAAUUGAAGGGUUUCAUUUGACUUGUAGUUUUGGCAUGUCAUUGUUCAUCUCCAAUUGUUCUGGAAAUUGGAAUAUUGACUAUUGAGAAUAUUUUUCUUCCCUGACCUGGUGCUAAUAAGGCAAAAUUUUAAUGAAUGAUCCGACAAUAAUUUUAGGGU